Poeciliopsis prolifica (blackstripe livebearer) is the source of this 1239-nucleotide messenger RNA. It is a transcript of the gene olfm4.1, whose product is annotated as olfactomedin 4, tandem duplicate 1. Bases 20 to 1156 code for a protein of 378 amino acids. NCBI's taxonomy places the organism in Eukaryota, Metazoa, Chordata, Actinopteri, Cyprinodontiformes, Poeciliidae. The transcript has 5 exons. The record is from RefSeq and is a predicted model, not a curated record. Gene Ontology annotation, biological process: signal transduction.
UAACGACAGAGACUGCAAAAUGAUCAAGACUCUGAUACUGUCUGCACUGCUGAGCUCCACGGUAGCCGUGGGGGGUGUUGGCCUGUGGAGUGCAGAGAGCUUAAGGAAUCAGACAGGAGAGCUGCAACUCUCCAUCAAUGCUUCAGUCGCUGUCUUUGAGUCCCUCCAUGUACAGGUAACUGUCAUGUUGGACGCCCUGGACAGACUGGAGAAGACCCAUGACAAGAAUUUGGUGCUUUCAACUCGCAGAGAGUACUUAGAGGUGCAGCUUCAACUCGAGGAAUGUGAGAGACGCCACCAGGAGCUCUUCAACCCCAACAUCGGUUCUUGUGCUCACUCUGGCCUACUGAGGGUCAGCAAGCCUGUGGUGAGCCAUCUCAAUGCCCAUCUAAGUGCCAGUUACCAUUAUGGAGGCUGGGGAAAAGAUUCAAACCCUGUUUCUGACAGAGAGUCCAUGUACUGGUACGCUGGUUACUCUUCCACUUCCAUGUCGGACAUACGGUUCUACACUGACUACAAGAACCUUAUUCUGAGAACCCCUUUUCUCCAUCACACCCUGCCCAGUGGCUGGUAUGGCGUCGGGAACAACAUUAUAAUGCGUGAUAACACUCUGUAUUAUCAGAUAAACAGCCCAUUCGGACUAGCUAAACUGAAUUUUACCACCAUGAAAUAUGAGUCCAGGGUGAUUUCCAAGGCCUCCUCCAGGUUCUCAUACAGCAGCUCCGCCAAUCAAAACUUUGAUUUUGCUGCAGAUGAAACAGGAUUGUGGGUGACCUACGCUACUGAAGAGUCCGGGGGCCGGAUGGUCAUAGCUAGAAUAAACGAGGCCUCCUUUGGGAUUGAGGAGGAAUGGCUGACCAGUGUCUACAAGCCAGGUGUAACUAAUGCCUUCAUGAUCUGUGGUGUUUUUUAUGCAGUCAGAACAGUGGACAUCCUAACUGAAGAGAUAUUUUACAAGUACAACACUAAAACUAAACAGGAGAGCUAUAUUAGUAUUACCUUUGAGAGGUUUCAAAACAGAUAUACAAACUUGGAUUAUAAUCCUGCUGACCAGAAGCUCUACAUGUACAAUGACGGUUACUAUGUGACCUACCAUCUCUGGUUUAACAACACAGUUGAAGCCACAGUGGCACCACCGAUGUUACUGGUGACUUAAAUAAUUUUCUCUCCUUGACAGAGAAAUUUGAUAUGAAUGCUUAAUGAUUUUCUUUUUUCUCCUUUUUCUUGUACCAUCCCUUU